UCUCCAGUCCGUGGCCACGGAGGCCUCGCCCCCAGCGCUUCCUUUUUUCUGUUGCUUGUGGCUGCUGGGUUUGGGGGAGCCGGGAGAGGGAGGGUGCGUUGGCUUCCUUGUCAUGUCUCUCCAAAUGGACUACAGCUCCUACCGGAGAGACCACCCCAUCGACAGCCUGGAGAGGCAGCUCAUAUGCCCCAUUUGCUUGGAGAUGUUCACCAAACCGGUGGUAAUCCUGCCCUGUCAGCACAACCUGUGCCGGAAAUGCGCCAAUGACAUAUUUCAGUCUCGCGGGACGACGCUGGGCUCUGCGGGCCGCUUCCGCUGCCCGUCCUGCCGCCACGAGGUGGUCCUGGACCGGCACGGGGUCUACGGCCUGCAGAGGAAUCUGCUGGUGGAGAACAUCAUUGAUAUUUACAAACAGGAAUCGGCAAGCUCCCGGCCUUUGCUCAAGACCGAGCACCCGAGCUGCGAAGAGCACGAGGAAGAGAAGAUCAACAUCUACUGCGUGACCUGCAGGGUGCCCACCUGCUCCCUCUGCAAGGUCUUCGGGGAGCACAAGGAGUACAUGAAACAGAAGGUUGCACUGACCGAUGGGAUCGGAGCCCUUGUUGCCACCAAUGACCGAAUCCAGGCCUUCAUCGAUACCUUGCAAGGAACGUGCAAGAACAUUGAGGAGAACAGCAAGGCCCAGAAGCAGGCGCUGUGUGAGAAGUUUGAUCGCAUGUACGCCAUCCUGGAGGAGAGGAGGAAGAUCAUGCUGCAGAGGAUCACCUACGAGCAGGAGGAGAAGACCCAGCACCUGAAAUCCCUCGCCAGGUCGUACAGCGAACACAUCGAGUCGUCCUCCAAGCUGGUGGAUGCCGCGCUGCAGUCCACGGAGGAGCUGCAGAUGGCCGUCUUUGUGCAGAACGCCAAAGUCCUCGUCCAGAAAAUAGCCGAGGUGACCCAGAGCCGUGAGGUGGAGCCGCUGGAGGCUGGCUAUGACAACAUGGAGCACUAUGCGGUGGACUUCAAUGCCGAGGAGCGGGUCCUCUAUCAGCUGGACUUCAUUAAAGGUGAGGAAGGCGGCUUGGCUUGGCCAGAAGCAGGGGCCUGGGAGAAGAGGGUUUUCAGGCCUGGCUGCCUGCUCACCGCGAUGCUGGGGGCUGCUUGCGCUGGCACAGAACCCUUCCUGAUUCUUACGCCUCUCGUGUCCCCGUUCGGCCUCCUUCUCCGUUUCACUGGUCACUGAUUUCAGGCGCACUCCUGGAGAGGAGCCAGGGGGUCGGA
Pelodiscus sinensis (Chinese soft-shelled turtle) is the source of this 1263-nucleotide messenger RNA. NCBI's taxonomy places the organism in Eukaryota, Metazoa, Chordata, Testudines, Trionychidae. The record is from RefSeq and is a predicted model, not a curated record.